Messenger RNA from Petromyzon marinus (sea lamprey), 744 nucleotides. The record is from RefSeq and is a predicted model, not a curated record. Lineage: Eukaryota; Metazoa; Chordata; Hyperoartia; Petromyzontiformes; Petromyzontidae.
UCGAGAUCUGAGCAGUAGCAAUAAGUCGUAACUUGAAAUAAGUCGUAAGUGUUGGAACGUCUCACCUCUCUCUACAGAAUCAAAGCCAACGUGCAGAAGGAAGUAGAAAUCCUCAAGCGUCUACGUGAAAAGGAUUUCAACAAUGACCACAACAUCAUCCGCUUGAGGGAAACGUUUUCCUUUCGCGGUCAUCACUGCAUAUGCCUCGAGCUUGCAGGACUCGAUCUACGGAAGGUUAUGAAGACGGCGGAAACUGUACCUACAAUGCAGUCCGUGCGUUUGUACGCUCGGGCUCUGCUCAAGUGCUUGAGCCUGCUGCGGAAAGAAGGAAUCAGCCACGGCGACUUGAAGCCAGAAAACAUCGUGCUUAUACAAAAUACGAUUAAGACGAUCAACUUUGGCCAGAGCUGCUAUGGAGAAAGAGCGCUCUCUGACAUUCAGAGGAUCUGGUACAGCGCGCCAGAAGCCAUCCUGGGCCUGAAGAGCAGCGGCCCGAUGGACAUGUGGUCGCUUGGCUGCAUCGUCGCCGAGAUGUACUCUGGGGAGAUUCUUUUCCCAGGCCACCACAAUGCCCACCAGCUCGCCCUCAUCAUGGAGGUCUUGGGUGUCCCUCCACCAUCGAUGAUUCGGGCUUCCCCGCUCAAAACAUCCUACUUCGGUGAGACUGGUUGGCUACAUGCCACAAGUUGCAUUGCUUUGAACAUCCGCACACUGAUAGUGCAGACAGCUCUCGCUUGUCUCUAG